AUGACUGCUGACGGCGAAGGCAUUGCCUUCCUCAAUCUAAAUCUCUGUGUAACUGCCAAUACCUGGAAUUUUCUUACGUAUUCCGAAGUCACGAGGAUUCCCCCGCUGGUUUUUGUCACUUCGCUUUUGAGUCUGGCAAUAUGGGGAUAUUGCAAGCAUGCCGCAAAUAGAAAGAAAGUCACCGGACACUGGUCUGUCGGUUUGUGGAUGAAGCUCCUCGUGACGCAAAACUUUGCAUACUUUUUGAUUGUCCUAUGCUGCUACAUUGUCAUGGCUUCUGCUGUGUUUACGGGGCAGACCACGAUGCUAUUGUUUGGAGCAGUACUGGCUAGCCUAGUUCCCUUCAUAAUUGUGCCUCGCCUGUUACUCAGUUUUCGGAGCUAUCGUCCGGGAGGGGUCAUUUUCAGUGGGGACUCCAAUUCUUCAUAUAAUCCUUUGAGUAUCACCACCUGGUCUUCAUUAGACAAGGAUUUACCCCUUGAAUGCACAUAA
Coniophora puteana RWD-64-598 SS2 is the source of this 492-nucleotide messenger RNA. RefSeq lists its product as uncharacterized. The transcript has 4 exons. The record is from RefSeq and is a predicted model, not a curated record. Bases 1 to 492 code for a protein of 163 amino acids. Lineage: Eukaryota; Fungi; Basidiomycota; Agaricomycetes; Boletales; Coniophoraceae.